This is a messenger RNA of Sinocyclocheilus grahami, 880 nucleotides long. RefSeq names its product pre-miRNA 5'-monophosphate methyltransferase-like. The transcript is spliced from 2 exons. Gene Ontology annotation, cellular component: cytoplasm. Gene Ontology annotation, molecular function: RNA methyltransferase activity; O-methyltransferase activity. NCBI's taxonomy places the organism in Eukaryota, Metazoa, Chordata, Actinopteri, Cypriniformes, Cyprinidae. The record is from RefSeq and is a predicted model, not a curated record. Bases 119 to 874 code for a protein of 251 amino acids. Gene Ontology annotation, biological process: negative regulation of pre-miRNA processing.
UACCUUUGUAAUGGCUGCCUUUUUUAAUUUAUAAAUGUGUACAAUCGAUCCGAAAUGAGGAACUAGUUCGUUUUAUGGCAACGCGCGCCGUCAGGAAUUGUUUUGUUGUUGGACAGACAUGGAGACUCACGUUCCCCAUGUGAAUAAAGAGGAAAACGAAGAUCCAGGAGCUGCUCCUUAUGGAAACUUCAUCAAUUAUUACACCUUCAACCCGCCAGAGAAUCGCCUGAGUCUGAUACCAGAAACUCUGCUGGAAGACAUCGAACUCGGCUCUGAACGCGGUUUAAUACUGGACGUGGGAUGCAAUUCAGGGGACUUGUCUGUUGCUCUCUACAAGCAUUUAUUGCAUGAGGAGGCCUCUGGAAGUGACUUUUCUAAAAGAGAAGUGUAUCUGCUUGGAUUUGACAUGGACCAGGAUUUAAUCCUUCGCGCGCAAAACUCCAACCCCUUUCCCCAGAAUAUCCAGUUUGUCCCCCUGGAUAUCACAGAUGAUCCAGGGAGCCGGACAGUGCUAGAGUCCUACUUGGGAGGGUUUGGCUGCCCCCGUUUCCACCUGUGCACCUGUUUUGCGGUGACUAUGUGGGUGCAUCUGAAUCACGGAGACGCAGCGUUUCUGUCUCUCCUCUCCAGACUGGCGUCUCUCUGUGAGUUCCUGCUGCUGGAGGCACAGCCGUGGAAGUGUUACCGCUCCGCUGCGCGCCGGUUACGCAAACUGGGGCGCAGUGACUUUGACCACUUCAAGACCCUUGAGAUUCGAGGGGACACGGCUGCGCAUGCUAGAGAGCACUUGGAAAAGCAGUGCAGCAUGGAUCUGGUGCAGAGUUUCGGCAAUACAACAUGGGACAGAAGUCUUCUGCUCUUUAAAAGACGAUGAUUUGGA